Molecule: messenger RNA, 821 nt
Organism: Morone saxatilis (striped sea-bass)
Lineage: Eukaryota; Metazoa; Chordata; Actinopteri; Moronidae
Gene: ankrd45
Product: ankyrin repeat domain 45
Molecular function (GO): protein binding
Source: RefSeq, a predicted model, not a curated record
CAGGAUUAAAUGACCUCUACGGUCACAGCAGGUGACGCUGUAACCAUGGCAACAGUCCACUCCAGUCCGUGGCGGACAGGUAGCUGAAGAAGAGUGCGCAAAAUGACAUCCAUACAAGAGGAAAUCUUUAAAUGUGUGCUGUCCGGGGACUUGGGAGCCAUUAAGGAGCACUUUGAAUGUGAGGGUGCCGCCGAGGAGCCGCGGGAAGAGGACUGGUUCGGACUGAAGGACGAGGGGGGCAGAAAUGCCCUGUUAACUGCCUGCAUGCUGGGCAGGAGCGCCAUCGUCCGAGAGCUGGUCAGAAACGGAGCCCAGGUCGACGAGCAGACCGUCAGGGGUUAUUCGUCCCUGCACCUCGCUGCGUGCUGGGGUCACCUGGAGACAGUGAGGACUCUGCUUGAACUGGGAGCUGACACACAGGCCAAGACCUUCAGAGGGGAGAGGCCUGUAGAGCUGGCCAGGCGGUACUCUAAGACGGACUGUGCUGACUGUCUCAUCAUGGCCGAAGCUAAACAGGACUUGAUGUCAUAUUUAGAUUUUGUUAAAGACCUCAUCUCAGACGGAGAGAGGAACCUAACAAAGGAGGAGAAGAACAUCUGUACACGUGUGUGUUCUGCCAAGUCAGACUGGAUUCAGAGCGUCCAACACUCAACAGUGUCAGACUUCAUAGCCCAAAGGAAAGACAUAGAGGACACUCUUCAGCCUAUUCUCAGCAAGCUGUCAGCUCAGUGAGAGAGCAACAAGCUGUCCUUUUAAUGGAUCAUCACUGCAAAAAAGGAAUCUCAAGAGUAAAAAUAAUCUAACCCUAACCCAUGUUUUGC